Messenger RNA from Cuscuta epithymum, 1058 nucleotides. The record is from the annotation of a GenBank genome assembly. Lineage: Eukaryota; Viridiplantae; Streptophyta; Magnoliopsida; Solanales; Convolvulaceae.
GGGCACCCACAAAUCUAUAAAUAACGCUACAAGAAAGGAAUUGAAGAGUAACUCCAAGUCUGAAUUCCCAUUUCCCUUGGCUUCUAAAUUUGAGAGAAUAUAGUGUCUCACUUCUCACCGGAAAAGAUGGUGCUUAAGGUCUACGGCAUGGUGAUGUCACCGGCAGUGUUGAAAGUUAUUGCCUGUCUCAAAGAGAAGGAGCUCGAUUACGAGUUUGUUGUUGUUGAUUUUCAGGCCGGAGAACUCAAAAAACAACCUUUCCUUAGCCUUAAUCCUUUUGGUAAAAUGCCAGCCUUCCAGGAUGGAGAUUUGACCCUCUUUGAGUCUAGAGCAAUCACUCAAUAUAUUGCACACACAUAUGUUGACCGUGGAAGCCAGUUGGUCCCGAGAGACCAUAAAGAAAUGGCAAUCAUGUCGGUGUGGAUGGAGGUUGAGGCUCACGAAUUUGAUGCGGCAGCGAACAAGCUCAACUACGAGGUCAACGUAAAGCCCAUGUUUGGCAUGGUGACCGAUGAUGCAGCGGCGGCGAAACACGAGGAGGCGCUUGCCAAGGUUCUUGACGUGUACGAGAAACGACUUCAGGUGUCAAAAUGCCUGGCCGGGGACUGCUUCACAUUGGUUGAUCUUCACCAUACACCUCUCAUACACUACCUCAUGGCUUCUAAAUUCAAAGCUCUUUUCGAAGCGCGUCCGCACGUUGAUGCGUGGGUUCGUUAUAUCCUGACAAGGCCUGCUUGGUUAAAGGUUCAGGAGCUGAUGAAGCAGAACUCUAUCCCCGCUUCUUAAUUCAAGCAUAUAUGUGUAUGAGUUACGUCUGAGAACUUCAUCGUUUGUCUUGAGUUUUAGAUGCUUCAUCUGAUUUUUCUCAUUACUAUUUAUGUUGUGUUGUUGUACUUUUGAGGUUUCUCUUAUCUGGGAGUUACGGUUGCAUUUUACUACUAUACAUGCAGUAAUAAUGUUGCGGAAAUUUUAUUUAUAAAAUUGUCCAAUGCCAUGUACUUUGAUCAUAUUAAUUUAUGAGUUACUUGCUCUACGUACUCUUGGUUUCACAAUUCACA